AUGGCCUAUUGCAUACGCUAUCUUCUAAAUUUCCUUCUCCUUUCUGCAGCUGUCUGUGCGGUACCGCUGUCUGACAAAACAAAGAAAUCUUUGAGUCAGAAACUUCAAGGUACUCUUGAGGAACGCAAGAUACGUUUACAACAUCUCGCCCAACUCUACUUUGGGAAUGCAUCAUCAGCUGAACAAAACAGCACUCGACAGUUACCCACUAUCCAAAUGCCCAUAAUCGGAGAUUCCGAUGAGCGUCCUAGUGUGGUGAAGAUCAAUCGACGAACGGGUGUUGCUGAAUACCUAUUUGAAGGCGAUAUCAGUCUUACAGACGCACAGCUAACGCGCAUAGAAGACGGCAUUAUCGGUGGUAAAUCUUCUCGUGCCAGACGUCAAGUUCAUGAUUUGAAUCCGCUUUGGUCUGAAAACCAUGUUUUUUACUAUUUUGACGCUAGUGUAGAAGAACAUAGGAAGACCUCCGUAAGAAACACCCUGCAGUAUCUCAGGGAUCAUACUUGUAUAGACUUUACUGAAAGUGACGUUGCUGUCAAUAGAAUCCGUGUCAUUGUGGGAGAUGGCUGCUACUCGUACAUAGGGAUGAUCGGAGGACCAGAGCAAUUGCACAACUUUGCCAAGCUCCCUGCAUACGAAUCCACGAACUAUAAUCCAUAUGAGUAUGGCAGUGGCAUGCAUUAUCCUGCUACUGCGUUUAUUGCGAUUGGUGCAACUGAAUAUCCCAUUACACCGUACGACUUCAAUUACAAAUUCACUAUGGGAUCACUUGCAUUUUCCUUCUAUGACGUGAAGAGCUUCACCUUCGGUAAUGCUACCGUUAGCGGAGCUCGACCUGAUUUCAUGAAAUGCAACCACUGGAUAGAGGCACCAGCUGACAAACAAAUUCAGUGGCGUGUAACUUACAUAGAAGCUCCUUCGUGUUGGUAUGGAUGUCUCUUCAAUGCGAUUGAGCCUAAAGUCGGAGUCGAUCCAAGAGCUACAAGCCCCAGAAUGUGCUGUGCAGAUUCGCAGGUGAAGGUCCACAACAGUACUCAAAACCCUCUACCGGUCGUCUCUUACAACAGCUAUUUAAUGUCGGUGUACACAUUUCACUACAGAUUCAUAUAA
Molecule: messenger RNA, 1110 nt
Organism: Strongylus vulgaris
Lineage: Eukaryota; Metazoa; Nematoda; Chromadorea; Rhabditida; Strongylidae
Source: the annotation of a GenBank genome assembly